Messenger RNA from Salvia splendens (bonfire salvia), 1472 nucleotides. Its product is annotated as homeobox-leucine zipper protein HAT5. Gene Ontology annotation, cellular component: nucleus. The coding region runs from base 382 to 1221 and encodes 279 amino acids. The transcript has 3 exons. Gene Ontology annotation, molecular function: sequence-specific DNA binding; DNA-binding transcription factor activity, RNA polymerase II-specific. The record is from RefSeq and is a predicted model, not a curated record. Lineage: Eukaryota; Viridiplantae; Streptophyta; Magnoliopsida; Lamiales; Lamiaceae. Gene Ontology annotation, biological process: positive regulation of DNA-templated transcription.
UAGAAGCAUCUCCUUCUCCCUCAUCCCAUUCCACCAUCGUUGAAUUUCCUCUCUCUACACCAUUUUCUUCCAGAAAAACACGCACCACACGCACUCAAACUCCUCCCAUGCUUCUCCCCCCUCCCAUUCUCAGCAUUCUAGAGAGAUGAUGGGCGUGAUCGGCAGCCGCUGCUCCCACACUUCACACAUCACCGAGAUCAUCAUAACCAGCUUCUUCCGCCACAAAUUUCAUAGUUUACUCAUCUAGUUAGCUCUCCUGUGGUGUUAAAUUAGUUAUCGGAUGCCGCAGAUUCAAUCAUCAAUCCCUAAUACGGCAGAUUGUUGAAAUUGUUUAUUCGAUUCGAUUUUUACUGUACUAAUUUGAGUGUUAGGGUAUUGGAUAUGGCUGGUUCAGCAACGAUCUACGGCGGCGCCGAUGCUCCGAUUCAACGCAGAUUUGAUCAGCCUCUUGAUUCAAUUGCUGCAGAAAUCUCUCUUGGCUCGAAUACAAUGCUUAACUUCGGAGCUGGUGGUGGUGGGAAAAGAUCCAGAAACAUGGUUUACUCGUCUUUAGAUCAAGAGGAGUUCGGAGAAGAUUACUUGGAUGAGUAUUACAAUCAGCAAGAAAAGAAGAGGCGCCUUACUGUCGAGCAAGUCCAGUUUCUCGAGAGGAGCUUUGAGGCAGACAAUAGACUUGAACCCGAGAGGAAGACUCAGCUUGCUAAAGAGCUCGGGUUGCAGCCUCGGCAGAUUGCUGUGUGGUUCCAAAAUCGCAGGGCGCGCUGGAAGACAAAGCAGCUGGAAACAGAUUAUGAAACGUUUCAUGCAAGAUACGAGACCCUGAAAUCGAACUAUGAUAAUCUUUUGAAGGAGAACGAUAAAUUGAAGGAAGAGGUUCUUCGUCUCAAACAAAAAGACCUUGGUGGAGAUACAGAUAAAGAAAACCAACAAUUACUCGACUCUAAUGGACUGCCUGGAGUAAUUCCUGAAGAUGAAGACUCCAAUGUGCAGAGCUCAGCUAAAAGUGAAACGAGUAAUGUGGGCAGUCCGAGGUUGACUGAUGGGGUUAAGUCUCCUGGCUUGGAAUCGGGUGUUACAUCUCAUGCCUUUGGGUGCGACUACUCAGAUUCAUCGCGGAUUGGAGAAGACAACUUACAAGAGCCAGACUAUGUCCUUCCUCUGAGUUCCUUUUACCAUGGGUUUCCAGUUGAAGAUCAUGCCUUCAACUUCUGGGGAUAUUGAUAUCUAUGGCUAUGUGUGGGUACACAUUUUCCUUUACAAUUACUUGUUUUCAUAACAGAUCAAUACCCUACACACGCACAAAGACGCAUUCAUAUAGACUAUAAUGGCAAAAGGUUGUUUGUUCUUUACUUUGUGCUCUCUACCAAUAAUUGUUGCUUUUUUACAAGAUAUUAUUGUGUCAAAAAAUAUUGUUCAAGGCUGAAUUUAGCUGUUUUUGUUAAUGAUAAUUGUAGUUAUUGUUGUUGUGAUGA